Messenger RNA from Toxoplasma gondii ME49, 4192 nucleotides. RefSeq names its product glutaredoxin, putative. Gene Ontology annotation, molecular function: glutathione disulfide oxidoreductase activity. Lineage: Eukaryota; Apicomplexa; Conoidasida; Eucoccidiorida; Sarcocystidae. Gene Ontology annotation, cellular component: cytoplasm. The record is from RefSeq and is a predicted model, not a curated record. Gene Ontology annotation, biological process: cellular response to oxidative stress. Bases 797 to 1795 code for a protein of 332 amino acids. The transcript has 4 exons.
CUUUGUUAAACAUACUCGAGGCAAACGGACAGGAUGUCUCAGUAGCGACAUCGUACUGCGUAGCAAGUCUAUUCCAAGGCCAUUCCCAACAUUGUGGCAAGAGUGAAAUUUUGGAAACCUGACAGCUUUCUGCGCAGGUCUCCGUGUCGGGGUCGGACCGCGCCGCGCGCACUCUCUCAUUGCGAUGCCUGAACCUCACGCGUUCUUGCCACUGCCUGGCUGCAACAAAAGGGUAGGCUUGUCUCCUUCGAGCUGCUAGUGGCCCCACCCCUGCCCUUGCACGAAUGCGUUUGAGUCGCGACGCUGUCGACAUGCAGUGGCGGGGUGCAAAGCUGCACUGAGACACGCGUGACGGGCGGCAGUCGACUGGAACGGACGCCACCGUGUCUCGACUCUGCCUGCAGUCCGGCCAUGUCUGCUUUGUUCUUGCAAUCUCCCAGCACAAAGGUCGAGCGUGCCGACAGAAAGACAAAACGGUUGUUAGGCACCGCGAGGGGAGGGUGUGCGGAGGGAGACAUGGGAUUUCGAUUGCGUCAGCAUCGACCCCCACGGUGCGAAUGCAUGGAUUGUUUCUUGUUCGUUUCGAGGGUGCAUCGGCGGAAAUAAUUCGACUGCCGCGACACGCAGGGUGCGUACAAUAGCGGCGCUUUGUGUCUCGUGUAUAUGGACACCCCGCCUCUUGCUGCCGCAGCCAUGGCAACAGUUUCGUUUCGGCGGCCGUGGACGAGUUCAGGGAACCUGCACCGAAGAGCUUUUGCUUGGUAGAGCGACCGCAUGUCCCCGUACUCUGACAAAAAUGCGUGUGAGUGGCGGCGCUCGCAGGGCGGUCUUCCUGCUCUCGUUUCUGCAUCAGUUUCUCGUUGGCGGGUGCGUUUUGCGCACCCUUGUCUUCUGUCGCGGCGCCGCUGUGGCGCAACCAGGGAGGGGUGGCAGUCACUCGCUUCUUUUCCCUGAAACAUUUGCAGUUCUUUCUGCUAGGCGCCUCUCUGCAGCGUCCACUGAGCCAAAAGAAGCCGGGUGGCCCGUGUGGAAUCGGCUACAGAGUGCAGCGCCAUGCGUUCUACGGCCGUUAAUCCAUGCGUUUCGACGCCUGGCCCCCGACAGAGUCUCGUCAGGUGACCGUUCCGCACACGCUGAACCAUCCAGAGCUUCCGCAGCGCAGGAGCAACCGGGCAACCGUCCCCAUCGAGGACCUACCGAUGCUUUUUUCGGUGGCUUUCUCAGCGCUGCAGCGUUGUCCUGGGCGGCCAGCUUCCGCUGUGGCCAGCCACGUCAGCAGGGAGUCGACUCUGCUGGGAGGGAUCGAAACGAUAAGUGCCACUGUCCCCCGCGUCGGGCUCCCCAAGGGAUUUACUGCUCCAUAGUGUGUUCCCGGAUGGGUGCACAGAAAAAGAUGCUCAGCACCUCACCACAGAAAGGAGGUCAAACACCCGACCGGACACAGGGCAGCAUGUUCCAGGACCCCGACCACCCAGACGACCGCGUCAUCCGAGCCUGGAUCAAAGAAAAAAUCGCCAAACACAAGGUUGUCGUCUUCGCCAUGAGCUACUGCCCGUACUGCGACACCGCGCUGGAGAUUCUCAGGAACGCGGGAGUGAAGGAUCUGGGCGACGUGAUGAUCGAUCGGAUGGACUACACGCCGCAGAUCCAAGAUAUUCUCGAAGAAAUGACUGGCGCCCGGACGGUGCCACGGGUUUUCAUUGACGGGAUAUUUUUUGGCGGCUGUUCAGACCUGGAGGAGGCAGAGGCCAGUGGGAAACUCAAGGAAAUCUUAUCGGCUGCUGGAGCGAUUUGAGGAGGACGGCGUCUGUGAAGGGAGGAGUUGUUCCAUGCUUCGCUCAGCUUCCGCGAACAUAGCGGCAAACCAGAAGAGAGCGUGGACCGAUUUGUAACGCAGCUCGAAAUCUCCGGCUCUAUUUGAGCCCGGUCGAGUUGAGCUUGCAUGGAGCGCAAGGCGUUAACUUACAGACUACGUGAGCGGAAGCAUAGUCGAAAUGGGACUUGGGUCUGCGACCCGAGCUAGACAGCGAGGUACAGCCCUUCGCGUGUACGCUUGGUCACUGAGCUAAACAUGUCGUGUGUGAGUCCGCGGCCUUCCUCCGGUUUCCGUUGUCUGUCUUGACUAGUUGUCUGCUCGUAGGGUUCCGCUCAUUCGGUAGCUCCCUUGUUGGCAGUCAUUACCGUGGGGGAAAGUUUCUCAAGGGGCGCUUAUACAGUGCACAUGGCAGGUGAGUAUGCUUAGAGAAGGAAGCAUUUGUUUACUGUGAAGACGCAAGAAAUCCGUGGCGCCUGCACGCUGGUUUUAUGCUGCAGAGGACGCCGAAUGUCAAGGUCUGCUCUGAAGACUGAGGAACCGUAAACUGUCUCUGUAUGCCGCGAUCCGUGCCGCAUGUUUGAAACGCGUCGCGUUUCUAGGGGUGUGCGACGUCUCUUCUGAGGUUUUCACUCUUGUCAUGGAGCUUGAAACCGUUCGUUUCCUGUCACCUCUUAUGUAUCAGUGCCGCAAGAGAAGCCGGAAACUGUGACGGCACUUUACGGACUUGGAAGUAACCGAAACAAUCCUAACGGAGCGCAUGGUGGGGACGAGUGUUCCAUUUUAGGUCCUGUCUCUCUCAAUCGGUGUGGUUGUUCCCCCUCUACCUUAGUAUCUGUGGUUCCUGCUAAAAACGAAAGCCACUUGCCGUCCUGCCUUGAGGUUCAGGCACUGUCGGCACUUUGGUUUGUGUGCAAAUCUACAUGCGGCGGUCACGCAACAGUUGAAAACACUGUGUGACAGAGAGCACUUCUCGGUAUCGUGACCGCCUGUUGCGCGAGGAAGUGUUGAGGGAAGACAGCGUAACGAAGCGCUGGGAGCUGCUACGUCAAAGGGACGACCCCGAGAAGGUGAUGCUGUUCUCUCCCAACAGGCGUGCUCGUGGGAGUGAGCAGGAGGCAGACUGUGCGCGUACCUUUUUUAACGCAACAUACGCGUCGGAAUAGGACACACAGACACGGGUCAAUUAGACGCUUGGACACUGGAAUCGAAUCCACCUAGGAUGCACUUGUGGGUACAGAGACUGCGUGCAGUCUAAAAGAAACCCCUGUAUUCAUCUGACCGGGUCUGACUUAGCAACUGACAGUAGUGGAAGGGAAAUGGGACACUGUGCUGGCCUCUAAACCCCCAAUUACGUGUCCGAAUUUAGCGUUAUGGACGCCCGUAGUUCUGGUGCCCGGGAGGGAACUUCGUAAUUAUUCAGUUUGACACUGUCACGGACUGAAGAGCAAGCAAAACAGAUUGUGACAGGGGGCCAGACCGUCCCACCGCCGCGAGCUUCCCAUUUUUUAUGUGUCAAAUUCGAUGGCGAAUGAUGUCUCCCGCGUCAGGCUUGUAGUGCAGCGAAUGCAUUGCCACUACCAUAUGCGACAUACACCGCAAAAACGCAGAGAAUGUCGCGGGGUCGUCGUUUGUCGGCUACAUGCCAAUGUCGAUAGAAGAGCCAUGACAUCGGUCAUAUAAUUUCGACAAAGCAGGCGUGUGUUGACGCCAAGCGCGAGUUUUCCUUCAUUUCACCUCAGAUGUUAACAAGAGAGGUAUACGUUUCUGACGUGCUGUCUACCUCAUUUCCCGGCUGCCGUGUAUGGGGACCUACCGAGUGCUACGAUUUGGGAUUCGCUCUGCCGUGACCUGGAAUGCGUCUGAAACCGCCCCCCUCCCAGCCAAGACUCUCAGCCGCAAGGAGUCAACUCUACGUACUCAGACGUGACAGUUCCACGUGCGAACGGAACACAGAAGGACAUACGCGACGGCUAACUGGUGUGAGCCUAUGGGGGGGAGCCGAGACUGCGUGCGUGUGGUAAUCUAUACAAGAAACUCUCAAAACGUCAAUCGGUGAUUCUGGAAAAUGGUGCGAUGCACGUACGAUAAAAGUGCCUGUCCUCUAACAAUUUCACGGAAACAUCGAUUUCGCGUCUGCAUCGGAAUGACACACGAGUUGUACUUGCGAGUGGAAGCGACGAAAAAGAUUUCAAACGAUUGUUUAAGAGAGUUUUUCGUUGUCGGCGACAAAUCACUAUCAAAGAAUCCGUAUGUGUACCAUCCACGUGGGUGAUCCUGAAACGGAUCGAAGCAGAAUGCUUAUCUCGACCCUGUUACUUUGAUCAUCGGAACUGUGUUAAUCUUUGGCUACGCCUUCAAUCUUAUUUUCACCUACCG